Messenger RNA from Acomys russatus (golden spiny mouse), 1459 nucleotides. It is a transcript of the gene Mapk13, whose product is annotated as mitogen-activated protein kinase 13. Bases 71 to 1282 code for a protein of 403 amino acids. Lineage: Eukaryota; Metazoa; Chordata; Mammalia; Rodentia; Muridae. Gene Ontology annotation, molecular function: ATP binding; protein serine/threonine kinase activity. Gene Ontology annotation, cellular component: cytoplasm; nucleus. The record is from RefSeq and is a predicted model, not a curated record. The transcript has 11 exons. Gene Ontology annotation, biological process: protein phosphorylation; intracellular signal transduction.
ACCCGGGCCUGGAGCCCGCGGGCAGCCACCGCAGCCGCCGCCGCGCAGGGCCGCCACCACGGGGUGCGGGAUGAGCUUCACCCGGAAAAGGGGUUUCUACAAACAGGACAUCAACAAGACCGCCUGGGAGCUACCCAAGACCUAUCAGACGCCCACGCACGUCGGCAGCGGGGCGUAUGGCGCGGUGUGCUCGGCCACUGACAAGAGGACAGGGGAGAAGGUGGCCAUCAAGAAGCUGAGCCGGCCCUUCCAGUCGGAGAUCUUUGCCAAGCGCGCUUACCGCGAGCUCCUGCUGCUGAAGCACAUGAACCAUGAGAACGUCAUCGGGCUCCUGGACGUCUUUACCCCUGCCUCUUCCCUUCGAAACUUCCAUGAUUUCUACCUGGUGAUGCCCUUCAUGCAGACAGAUUUACAGAAGAUCAUGGGGAUGGAGUUCAGCGAGGAUAAGGUCCAGUACUUGGUGUACCAGAUGCUCAAAGGUCUGAAGGUAGGUGUGGGUGGCCGGCACAGUGGCCAAGGGCUCUGUGGAGAGGUAGAGCAGGCUGUGAUGGGGUGUGGAAGCUGCCACCUCCAAUUCACCUUCCUCUCCCCCUUUCAGUACAUCCACUCAGCUGGCGUCGUCCACAGGGACCUGAAGCCGGGCAACCUGGCAGUGAAUGAAGACUGUGAGCUGAAGAUCCUAGACUUUGGGCUAGCACGGCAUGCAGACCCCGAGAUGACUGGCUAUGUGGUGACCCGCUGGUACCGGGCCCCGGAGGUAAUUCUCAGCUGGAUGCAUUACAACCAGACAGUGGACAUCUGGUCUGUUGGCUGUAUCAUGGCAGAAAUGCUGACGGGAAAGACCCUCUUCAAGGGGAAAGACUACCUGGACCAGCUGACCCAGAUCCUGAAAGUGACCGGGGUGCCAGGUGCUGAGUUUGUGCAGAAGCUGAAAGACAAGGCGGCCAAAUCCUACAUCCAGUCCCUGCCCCGGAGCCCCAAGAAGGAUUUCACCCAGCUCUUCCCACGCGCCAGCCCUCAGGCUGCGGACCUGCUGGACAAGAUGCUGGAGCUGGAUGUGGACAAGCGGCUGACCGCCGCCCAGGCACUCGCCCACCCCUUCUUUGAACCCUUCCGGGACCCUGAGGAGGAGACCGAGGCCCAGCAGCCAUUUGAUGACGCCUUAGAACACGAGAAACUCACUGUGGACGAAUGGAAACAACACAUCUACAAAGAGAUCUUGAACUUCAGUCCCAUCGCUCGGAAGGACUCUCGGCGACGGAGCGGCAUGAAACUGCAGUGACUUGUCCAGUCCCACCCGCAGCUGAGCCCGGGAGACAGGACACAGUUGGCCCCAGGACCAAUAUUUUUCUCACCGCUUAUAUCUAAGGGCUUACGGGAAUGUAGCCUCCUGAGCCGAGAGAAGUAUCUUCCAAUGGCUCAGUGAUCAGCCCUGAGGGAGCAGAAUUCCAACCUGCUG